UGGGGUAUAUAAAGCAGGUGCCCUCUCAGUCUGAAAAGCAUCAGCAUCCUUCCUUCAACCUGUUGACUGCAAACCUACUGCAACUCCGAGAAAGAAAAAAGAAGAGAAAUAACUGAAGCCAUGAUGUCCACAUUGCAGAAAACCAUCAGACCAGUUUGGGCUGUGAGAGGACUGCAUAAGUCUGCAGUGGAAGUCUUCCAAAAGUUCCCGGCCCCUGAGGACACAGUCACAGCCAGUUAUGGGAAGUUCAUCAGCGAAAUAAAGCCCCAGCACUUGUCCUCUGUGGUGCGUCACCGCAGCAAAAGGAUGGUGCUGGACAGCAUUGGAGUCGGUAUCAUCGGCAGCACAACAGAUGUGUUUGAGCUGGCCCUGCAGCACUGCCAGCACAUGUAUGCUCCUGAUGACAUCAGCUCUGUGUACGGACGCAGGGGCACCAGACUGUCCCCGACACUGGCAGCUUUCGUCAAUGGAGUGGCUACUCACUCUAUGGACUUUGAUGAUACAUGGCACCCUGCCACUCAUCCCUCAGGAGCAGUCCUUCCUGCUGUGUUAGCACUCAGUGACAUGAUGCCUGCUAACAGCAAACCUAGUGGCCUGGACUUCCUGCUGGCGUUCAACGUUGGCAUUGAGAUCCAGGGCAGACUGAUGAGGUUCUCCAAUGAGGCCUACAACAUCCCCAAGAGGUUUCACCCUCCCAGUGUGGUGGGGACUAUGGGAAGUGCAGCCGCCUGUGCUCGCCUCUUGUCUCUGGAUCACUCCCGGUGCAGUCAUGCUCUGGCUAUAGCUGCUUCUCUAUCUGGAGCCCCGAUGGCUAAUGCUGCCACUCAGUCUAAACCCCUCCACAUCGGUAAUGCUGCACGUUUAGGGCUGGAGGCUGCUCUGCUGGCCUCCAGAGGCCUAGAGGCGAGUCCCCUGGUUCUGGAUGCUGUUGCUGGUGUGGCUGGCUUCAAUGCUUUUUAUGAAGAUUAUGUGCCGCAGCCCUUGGAAUCACCCAGUGAUGAUGGCCAUAUGUUCCUGCUAGAGGAGCAGGACAUGGGCUUCAAGCGCUUCCCCGCCCAUCUGGGGAUGCACUGGGUGGCAGAUGCUGCAGCCUCGGUCCAUAAGCUUCUUGUUGGGUUCGGCCCUGGCACUGUCUCCCCAGCUCAGGUCCGAGACAUCUUGCUCAGAGUCCCCAAAUCAAAGUACAUCAACAGGCCAUUCCCUGACUCUGAGCAUGAAGCACGCCACUCCUUCCAGUUCAAUGCUUGCAGCGCUCUCCUGGAUGGCGAGGUGACUGUGCAGUCCUUCACACCUUCUGCCUUAAAGCGCCCUGACCUGCUCGCUCUGCUGAGCCGUGUUCGUGUGGAGCAUCCCCAAGACAACCCAGCUAACUUCAACAGCAUGUAUGGAGAAGUCCAGGUGACACUUGUCGGGGGAGACAUUCUGAAGGGACGCUGUGACACCUUCUACGGGCACUGGCGCAACCCGCUGACCAAUGAGAGCCUGAGAAAGAAGUUCAGAAACAACGCGGGGUCGGUGCUUGCUUCAGAGAAGGUCGAGGGGCUGAUUGAUGUGGUGGAGGAGCUGGACAGACUCGGAGACUGCAGGGCCCUUCUCUCUCAGCUGCAAUGAACACUCACAGUCAUAGACAAAGACAACUAGAUAGAAUUAUUGUGCAUAAAUACGUAGAUUAAAAUAUAUUUAACCAAAAGUGACACAUCUGUCCAAAUCAAUGCUGGAGAAUAUCACUUGUUUAUCUAUUUCACUUGGGAAAGGUGAAAAUCAGCUUCACUGUACACUACAAUUACAUUUCCAUAUGCCUGUCUAUUUUACCAGUACUGAAAUAUCUCUUGAACCAUGUCAGAAAAUAUUUAUCUUAUAUUUAUUGUGCUGAAUGAUUUCAUUGUAUUGUCCCAUAUUUUAUUAAGAAAUGAAUAUGAGUUGUAAAUGCAAUCUACUAACAUUUCAUUUUAUUCCUAUUUAUUGGAUGUAUUAUAUAUUAAUGAUUUUAGAUCAACAUUUUACAUAUAUUAAGUACUAUAUGUAACAUACUGUACCUUGUUAUUGUUCAAAAUAAUCGACUGUUAAAUGUUUAUUUAUUCAAUGCAAAUUUCUGAUGCUUUAAACAUGUAAAUACAAGACUUUCUUCUUUGACAUUUCAUGACGCAAAUGUAGCAUUUCUGUUUAUGUAUUAAGAUUAAAUAAAAUUAGU
Molecule: messenger RNA, 2191 nt
Organism: Centropristis striata (black sea bass)
Lineage: Eukaryota; Metazoa; Chordata; Actinopteri; Perciformes; Serranidae
Gene: irg1l
Product: immunoresponsive gene 1, like
Exons: 6
Coding region: 121-1611 (496 amino acids)
Molecular function (GO): lyase activity
Source: RefSeq, a predicted model, not a curated record